AUGAGAGAAGCACUCGUUGUCAUAGGUAAAGUGUCAACUUACUUCUCGCUUUUCUAUCGCAGUGUUUUGACUGUUCAUGUUAGAGGAAGGGAGUUAGUUUCCAACUCCAUUGUUAAAGGUUGUGUUGAUGUUGUGGAUUUGGCUGAAUUGGACCAAUUGACUGAGAGUGUUUGUGGUGGGGUUCCUAUGAUCUGCAGGCCAUUCUUUGGUGAUCAAGGGGUGGCUGGAAGAUUGAUAGAAGAUGUUUGGGAGAUUGGGGUGGUAAUGGAAGGAAAGGUGUUCACAAAAAAUGGAUUGCUUAAAAGCUGGAAUCUGAUUCUGGUGCAGGAAGAGGGAAAGAAGAUUAGAGACAAUGCUCUUAAGGUGAAGCAGACUGUGCAAGAUGCAACUAGGCCUGAAGGACAAGCAGCACGGGAUUUGAAGACUUUGAUUGAAAUAAUUUCUACUACAUCUUAA
Messenger RNA from Glycine soja, 456 nucleotides. RefSeq names its product anthocyanidin 3-O-glucosyltransferase 7-like. NCBI's taxonomy places the organism in Eukaryota, Viridiplantae, Streptophyta, Magnoliopsida, Fabales, Fabaceae. Gene Ontology annotation, molecular function: UDP-glycosyltransferase activity. The record is from RefSeq and is a predicted model, not a curated record. Bases 1 to 456 code for a protein of 151 amino acids. The transcript is spliced from 2 exons.